GUUCUCGGUGUAAACGAUGCUGUCGUGACAUUGCUCCUUAUUUUUCCCCUAAUAUUGAACGUAGGGAGGGAUACUUGAGUGGUGUCGCACAACUACGGUUGACUUACAGGCAAUACUUUCCAACCAGUGCUCGCUGUGUGUGAGUGAGGCAGGCUGCUGCUGCUCAAAAUAGCCCGUAAAGGCGAUUAGCUAUGACGGAUACUAACAGAGGGGCUCCACGGGACUGCACGUAAAGAUGAGGAUUCCUCCGGUGUGGGCGCUGGGCGCUUGCCAGACUGGGUGAAGUGACAGCUGAGAGGGAAGCCUGCUGAGAACAAACACCGCCUGGGACGGCUGAGGAGAACCUCUGUGCAGGUUCACGUGGCUGUCGACAGGGUGGAGCUUCCUGACCCAUGGAGAAUUACUUCCAGGCUGAGGCCUUCAACCUGGACAAGGUCCUGGAUGAGUUUGAGCAAAAUGAAGAUGAGACGGACACUCCCAUUCUCUCUGAUGCCAAGUGGACCCAGAUCCUGGCCCCACCAGCCCACCUGCUCUCUCUGAACCCCGCCCUGGCCCAUGCAGACCUAAGCCCCCGGGAGAGUCCGCUGCCUUUCAAGGCUCUCCCUGACUCCUCCUCCUGUGCCUCCCCGGGGGAUGACCCUAAAAGACAUCCUGGUCCUGAACUUUCAUCCUGGACAGAGGAGAGGCCGGCAGACGUCCACAGUCCGCCUCUCCCCCAGCCCAACAUUGGCAAACUGGUGGGGACUGACGACCUCUCGCCGCCCCCUGUGACGGCAUGUAGUGCUGUGGAGAAUGGUUGCUCUGCAAGCCCACCACAUGACAGGCUUUGCAAGGAGAUAAGUUCUCCUGCAGACAACAAUCCUGGUGCAGCAGACCAGGCAGUUAAACCUCAUCAGGAGGAGAGAGCUGUCUCAGCAGGAGGAGGGAGCUCAACUGUCCCUCACACUCACUUUAACUUUGAGCUUGGACAUGGACAUGGUGAAGCUUUAUCUGAGAAGGUUCGUCCAAAUGUGGCACCAACAACACAAGAUAGAGAAGAUGUUGCACUGGAGGACAAUGCAGGUGUUUUACAGGACUAUAGUCGAAAGAGAUGCAUUGCAAAGUCGAACAUGGACAGGGGCGAAAGUCUCCUUAAUGGUGGGAGAGAUGUUCAAGCUGGUUGUGAGAUAGAGGAGAAUGGUUUAUCUCCUCCUAACAGGGUUGGAGUGGAGAAGGAGAGGAGUUACAAUCCAGAGGAACACAUAAACCAGCUCCUCAGAAUAUCAAGCCUUCCCAAUGGUUUGGAGCAAGAGAGGAGUAGUGAUUACAAGCUGAUUGAGGUAGAACAGAAGGAGGAGGAGGGUUUCUCUCCCUCUCCUGUUCCCUCUAAAGAGGACUCUGUGACUGAGGAGAAAGAAAUGGAAGAGAGCAAGCAGGAGAGCAGUGAUGGAGGAGCAGUUGGUUCAGGUAGCAUCCAACCAAAACUCAACAACAGUCGACUGCAGCCGGUCAGUGUUCCGUACGGAGGGGCACGACCGAAGCAGCCUGUCAGCCUCAAACUUCAGAUUCCACAGCCACUGUCAGGCCAAGUCCAAAACCAGCUUGUCACCAAGAACAAGAACCUCGAGAACCAGGGUCGGAGACUUACGCCACAGGAGACGAGUCUCAGUGGGACUGAUCAGACUACAGUUGGGGUGAAUGGAGAUGAUGUUGUCCACUCUCCUUCUCUGAUGCUUUCAGAGAGCCCAGAUAAUGAUCUGCAAGCAGGUCAUCAAGGCAGCCUGUGCAAGAAACCAGCCAACUCCCUGGGUGAGGUUGCUCCUGUGUGGGUACCCGACUCCCAGGCUCCUGUCUGUAUGAAAUGUGACGUCAAGUUCACCUUCACCAAGAGGAGGCACCAUUGCAGGGCCUGUGGCAAGGUGUUUUGUGCGACGUGCUGCAGUCUGAAGUGCAGGCUCAUGUACAUGGACAGGAAGGAGGCCCGCGUCUGUGUCACCUGUCACUCUGCUCUGAUGAGUGCUCAAUCAUGGGACACACCGGUUUCUUCAAGCAGCCACAGUCCAAACCCCAACAACCCAGCCGAGUACUGCUCCACCAUCCCCCCUUUGCAGCAGGCUCAAGCCUCUGGGGUCCUCAGCUCCCCUCCUCCCACUGUCAUGGUGCCUGUGGGAGUCCUUAAACAGCCUGGCAACGAGGCGUCCCUCACGCGUGAGCAGAGGAGAGUAUGGUUUGCUGACGGCGUCUUGCCCAACGGAGACACAGCAGAGUCCCCCAAACCUCCGAGCUCCAGCCCUGUCCCCUUGCAGUUGCCAGCCAUCUCCACGAGUUCAAACAAAUCGUCCACUUCCGGUUCCUCAGAGGCAGCCCACACCCCUGUUGCCCCGGUUGGCAGCCCCGUGGGCAGCUCCCUCAGUCUGAUUCCGGAGGACGGGCUCCCUCCCAUCCUUAUCUCCACUGGAGUCAAAGGAGGUACGGGAGGCCACAUCACAGACUACGCAGUAGAGGAGAGGCCGUUGGAGAUCGUUCUUAUGCAGCAGCUGGAGGAAGGAGGCCCAGACCCCCUGGUCUUUGUGCUCAAUGCUAACCUGCUUGCUAUGGUCAAACUUGUAAACUAUGUAAACCGGAAGUGCUGGUACGUGACAACGAAAGGCAUGCACGCCGUCGGUCAGGCGGAGGUGGUCAUUCUGCUCCAGUGUCUCCCUGAUGAGAAGACCAUCCCGAAAGACAUCUUCACCCAUUUUGUACACCUCUACCAGGAGGCUCUCAGUGGCAACGUGCUGAGCCACCUGAGUCACUCCUUCUUCACGCAGAGCUUCCUGGGCAGUAAGGAGCAUGGCGGUUUCCUAUACAUCAGCCCGUCCUUCCAGUCGCUGCAGGACCUGCUGCUUCCAAACCCGCCUUACCUCUUUGGCAUCCUGAUCCAAAAGUGGGAGACACCCUGGGCCAAGGUCUUCCCCAUCCGCCUCAUGCUGCGGCUGGGCGCAGAGUACCGCUUUUAUCCGUGUCCGCUGUUCAGCGUUCGCUUCCGAAAACCACUCUUCGGUGAGACUGGUCACACUAUCAUGAACCUGCUCGCAGAUUUUCGGAACUACCAGUACACACUGCCGGUGGUGAAAGGCCUGGUUGUGGACAUGGAGGUGAGGAAGACGAGCAUCAAGAUCCCCAGCAAUCGCUACAAUGAGCUGAUGAAGGCCAUGAACAAGUCCAACGAGCACGUGCUGGCCAUGGGGGCGUGUUUCAACGACCGCGCCGACUCCCACCUGGUGUGCGUCCAGAACGAUGACGGCAACUAUCAGACGCAGGCGAUCAGCAUCCAUCACCAGCCGCGCAAAGUUACUGGAGCCUGCUUCUUUGUGUUCAGUGGCGCUUUGAAAGCCUCGUCAGGAUUUUUAGCCAAGACCAGCAUCGUGGAAGAUGGUGUAAUGAUCCAGAUCACAGCUGAGACCAUGGACUCUCUGCGUCAGGCUCUGAGGGACAUGAAGGACUUCACCAUCACGUGUGGCAAAGCCGACCAGGAGGAGAACCAGGAGCUCGUCCAAAUCCAGUGGACAGAGGAUGACCACAACUUCAACAAGGGCGUGAUCAGUCCGAUUGAUGGAAAGUCUAUGGAGUCCAUCACCAGCGUUAAGAUCUUCCACGGCUCCGAGUUCAAGGCCAAUGGCAAAGUCAUCCGCUGGACAGAGGUUUUCUUCCUCCAGAGUGAAGACCAACCCAACGGUCUGAGCGACCCGGCCGACCACAGUCGCCUGACUGAGAACGUAGCGAGGGCUUUCUGUGUGGCGCUGUGUCCACACCUGAAGCUGCUGAAGGAGGACGGCAUGGCCAAACUGGGCCUGAGGGUCACACUGGACUCUGACCAGGUGGGUUACCUGGCAGGAAGUAACGGUCAGCCUCUCCUGCAUCAGUACCUGAGUGACCUGGACAGCGCUCUGAUCCCCGUCAUUCACAGCGGAGCGUGUCAGCUGAGCGAGGGCCCCGUGGUCAUGGAGCUGGUCUUCUACAUCCUGGAGAUCAUCUCCUAGGACCAUCUCUGCCCACAUCUCUACCUAAUGUGGACCUUCUGCUCCAAACUUCCCCUUGUUUUUUUGUUUUGUUUUUUUAAGGUUUUCUUUUUUUCCAAAUCAACCUCCUGACAUCGUCUCACAGCCUCGUCCUCCAUCGUCUCCCUUCAACUGUUUGCACUUGAAAAGAGCCUGAAAACUGUGCCGUGCCAGGUGUGGUAGCAUUCCUCCACGCAAACCUAUGCAUCCAACCACCAGACCAGAGGUCACCAGAAGGCUCAGAAGAGUAGCAGCAGCGGCAGCGGCAGCAGCAGCAGCAUGUGUCUGUCAGGCGCUCCGAUCACACUGGGUCCGUCCUCAUACCCACACUGUACAUGUUGAACCGUGCUUUAUAAAAGUAGUCAAGUGCCUAUUAAAUUACCACAUUAUUACAGUUAUUAUUAUUUAACUGCUAAUCAGCCGUGCAGUUUGUCAGAGGUAAAUCAAAACAACGCAUGCAGGAGUUUAAUGGAACUAAUGGAGACAUGACAUCUGGUUAUGUUAUCAUUAUUUUGAUGGGCUUGUGGUUUAAGAUAAAUGCUAUAUUUUUUACCAUGGAGCAUAAUUUAAUAUCAGAUAUAUUUUGACAACACUAGCCAGUUUCAUUCAGAAGUGUAGGUUAUCAGUAUUAGGUGAUAAUCAUCUGUGGAUAGUUUGUUAUUAACAUGUAGAGUUGCAGUGGCGAUCAAUGAGAUAUUUUAAACAAAUGACUAAAUUGUGUAGAAAUGAAGAGAAUCAAAGUGAAAUAUAUUAUUUUCUAGCGCUCAAGGACUCCCAUAAAAUGACACCUGAGAACAUUCAAAAUGUCAAAACCGUGGCCUUUUUGCUUGAAAACAAAGUUAAGCGAUGAAUAAAAGCACUCUUCCACAGCAGCCAUUUUGAUGCGUGUCAGCAGGAAAAGCCUCAGGUGUUUGUGAUUGAACUUUAACGAUGACUCUGUUCAGCGUUGAUUAUUUACACCUGUGCUGUUUCUUUUACUGCGACAUCAACAUGGCUGCCAUGAGAAAGGUGGGUAAAUGUUCAGAUUUGCUUUAUCAGACGUACGUCACAUCAAUCAAUUUUUCUGAGCAAAUUAAUAUUUUUUAAAAGCCAUGUUGCUGCAAUAAUAAAAACUUUAAUGUAGAGUGCAUCCAUUGAGAAACAAAUCAAAAUAUUCAUUGAAGUAUUAGUGUAGUAUACGAUGAGUGAACGCAGACCCUGAAAACAGUGUCACCGCAGUAUUAGUGUACUGUGGGUAUGUGUCCAAUUUCAAGAUGUGGGACACGCUUAGCAGCAGGUGUGUGUAUUUGGGCGGACCCGUCCCAUCGUUACCAUGGUGACCUGAAGAAUCCUGACGCUUCUGUAGCACGGACGCUCUUACAAGGAAGACCGCUGGGAGAAAGUUUGGACUAUUUCUCGAUAUUUAUGAAGACAAACGAGGACAAAUGACGAGCUGAGGAGGGAGACGCUGCCUCUGUGUGGUGAUUUUGAUUUUCUUUCUGUAUUCCUUGAACUGUUGUUCUUAGUGCCUGCAGCAGCUAUCCAUCGAGGGGAGAUUUCUCAUUCGUCGCCUGAUGCUUUGCUUUAUGGACAAAUGCGUUGACUCUUUGUACAUAUUUUUACAGGCAGAACAGUUC
This is a messenger RNA of Solea senegalensis (Senegalese sole), 5635 nucleotides long. It is a transcript of the gene zfyve9a, whose product is annotated as zinc finger, FYVE domain containing 9a. Gene Ontology annotation, biological process: endosomal transport. NCBI's taxonomy places the organism in Eukaryota, Metazoa, Chordata, Actinopteri, Pleuronectiformes, Soleidae. Bases 393 to 4001 code for a protein of 1202 amino acids. The transcript is spliced from 19 exons. Gene Ontology annotation, molecular function: metal ion binding. Gene Ontology annotation, cellular component: early endosome membrane. The record is from RefSeq and is a predicted model, not a curated record.